Messenger RNA from Anguilla anguilla (European eel), 3984 nucleotides. RefSeq names its product ubiquitin specific peptidase like 1 (gene uspl1). Gene Ontology annotation, biological process: protein desumoylation; Cajal body organization. Bases 192 to 3632 code for a protein of 1146 amino acids. NCBI's taxonomy places the organism in Eukaryota, Metazoa, Chordata, Actinopteri, Anguilliformes, Anguillidae. The transcript is spliced from 9 exons. The record is from RefSeq and is a predicted model, not a curated record. Gene Ontology annotation, molecular function: SUMO binding. Gene Ontology annotation, cellular component: Cajal body.
UAAUUCUUGUAGCACAACCGGAAACAGAACGCAAGCCGCACGAAACAGACGAAACAGCACAUGUAAACUUAGCGGCCGGUCGUUCAUGUUGAAUGGAAGGAUUUUGAAAGCAUUUGUGAUGCUAUUCUGCAAUUAUUGUUUUCAUACGCUCUAUAAAGAGCCUUUGCGGAGACGUCCCAGACUCCAGGGAAAUGGUAAUGUUUAGCGGAUGGCAGCGGACGGCUCCCGACACCGGAAUCCCCAGUGAUUUGCCAAUGAACGGCGAGAGCACUGAUUUAGGGGUGUCUCCCCCAGAUCCGGCGGGGUAUUUGGGAAAAGUGAAUGAACGGGCUUCCCUGGUGGAGAGCUGCCCGUGGUGUUCGGCCAAGGGCCAGGUUUACGGGCUUCGGUCGUAUCGCAUCAACUUCCACGAGUCGAUAACUCUGUGCACGAACCCCGAGUGCCUGUUUCCCCUGGUGAGCAAGCCCCUGGAAGAGGUUCUCAGCAGCCUCACUGCGGCAGACUGUAAAGAUGGCGGAAAGAGAAAGGGCCCCAGCGAUGAAGACGCGGUGGCCUGCUCCAAGCGCCAUAAGGCGGAAGAUCCCGAGGGCGGCGUCGGCUUUGCAACCGACGCGGGCCUUGGGGACAGCGGAGACGCAUCCGAGCAGAACAGGAAUGGCGAGCGCGCGGAAGCUCCCGCUCACCCCGCGGGAGAAGGCUCCGGCCGGCAGGCUGACCCGGGUUCGAGAGACCUGGCGUGCGGGGAUCUGGGACACGGCGCUCUGCCGCUGCAGAACGGGUCGCUCGGGGCGGACGGUGGCGGUCCUGACGCUGGCCGCGGCGUGCCGCAGCCCAGCGGUCCCCUGAGAGUUGCGGGCGAAACGGGGUCGGAGAACGGGGACGGGACUGUGCCCGUGUCUGACAGGGUGUCCUCUGUGGUGGAGGCAGCAAGGCCUACUGCGGAGCAAAUAGGACUUCUUCUCAAAGAACAGGUAUUAACCGGUGGCAGCAAAGAGCCGGAGGCAAGUCCCACAGUAGAGCUGGAAGUGAGGCCCACGGUGGAGUCGGAGGUGAGGCCCAUGGUGGAGCCAGAAGCAGUUCCUGAGGAGCAGACAGCAAGGCUAGCUGAAGAAGAGGAAGAGUUGCCAAUGGAGGUGCACGAAGUCGGGCUCACAGAGGAGCUGAACGUGGGGCCCGCAGCAGAGGCUGAAGCAAGGCCCAUGGUGGAGCCAGAAGCAAUCCCUGUGGAGCAGGCUGCAAGGCUCGCAUCUGAGCUAAAAGUAGGGCCCACCGUGGAGGAGGAAGUGAGGCCCACAAUGGAGGAGGUGAGGCCCACGGUGGAGGAGGAAGUGAGGCCCACUGUGGAGCAGGAAGAUGGACCUGCCGAGAUGGUUGCUGUUCCUUCGCAUCUGUUCUGGAGGAAUGAGAAUAACCUGUGCUGGCUAGACACUCUGUUAGUGGCCCUCGUACACUGCCGGACUCUGAGGAAGCGUGCGGCCUGCCUGCUCAAGAACAAUUCGCCUGUCCAGCAGCUGUGCAAUCGCUACAGAGAAGCCUGUGAUCAUGUGAAAGCUCAGGAACAAAUGGGUCACGAAGAUAAAAUUGUCAAGGUUCCUUCGGCGGUCCUGAACCAGACGGUGAAAGAGCUGGAGAACGUGCGGAUGUCUGCCUUCAAGCUGCUUCAGCCCAAACUGAAACUCAACCUGGGUCAGGAGGAGACCCCAGUGUUUGCGCUGCCAGCCUUGCUAAGGCUGGACUCCUCGGUCGAGACCCUGUUCCAGCACAUCUUCCACUGGGACUUUGAAUGUGCCGUCUGUGGCCACACCUCCAGGAGCAGGUGCCAGAAGACUUUGAGCACGUUCACAGGUGUGUUCCCUGACUGGCAUCCCCUGCAGGCGGUGCAUCAGGCUCAGUGCAACAACUGCGAACGCAAACUGCAGAAACGGAAGAUGGUGCUGAAAAGCAUUUCCCCUGUGUUUGCCCUGCACUUCGUGGAAGGCCUACCUCAGAACGACGUCGACGCGUACUCCUUUGACUUCCACGGCAACCACUACUCUGUCAGCACUGUGAUCCAGUACGAUCAGCACCUGAAGCACUUUGUAGCGUGGAUCCGAGACGACUCUGGUUCGUGGCUUGAAUUUGACGAUUUGAAAUACCCACAAUGCACUUCUCACAAGAGACUGCCCGUCCCCGCCAGUCAAAUUCACAUGGUUUUCUGGGAGGACGGGGCACCGAAGCCGGAGGGGGCGUGUCCCGCAGGCAGUCACCAGGGCGACGCUGCCCCAGAGGCGGGGGCGGGGGCGGGCGACCUCUCGCUGACCUUCCCGCAGGACGACACCUACAUCGUGGAGGCGCUGACGCAGGACGGGACGUCCCCCGACAGGCCGGACUCGUCCGUGGGAAGCUCCACCCUCCUGGAGGCGUUUGAGGGCCUGUCCCACAGCGACAUCGUCACCCUCACCCUGGUGGAGGUGAAGGCGGACGCGGACGGGGGCGCCCCGCCCGACGGCCAGCCGCCGCCCAUCGCCGCGGAAACGAGCCCCGUUUCGUCCACGAGGGCCGCCGGAGGGAAAGGCUGCCAGACGACGAAACGACAGCGGGGCGCGAGAGGGGCUCGGAGAGCGCCGGGGGGCGGGACGCCGGUUCCGCAAGACAGGGGACCCGCCGGGCCGCCUUCGACCGCCACCCCCAUCAGGUGGCCCUUUCCCAUCCCCGACCCGUCGUCCCCCGGCUCGGACCCGCCUUCCCCCGUCAGCAAGCCCCCCUCCCCCUCGGCCUUCCCCGCCUCCCGCAUGUCCGCCGUCCUCAGCAAGCACCCCCUGUUCCAGUCCACCCCCGCCCCCCCGAAACGCGCCGCCGCCGCCCCGGCCUACAAGCCCGCGCUGAAGCUCGCCACCGACGACGGGCUCCCCGACAGAGUCGCCGCCACGUUCAGCGGCUUCCAGGCCCGAGGGGUCGCCGCGCCCACCAACGGGCCCCUCUGUCGGACCGACGACUCAAGGCCCGAGAACGAGGCCUUCAAGCAGCCCGGCCAGAAGCCCCCCGGCGCCGGCAACCCCGCGCUCGCCUCCCUAAAACCGGCCCGCGGCACGGAGGUCCCCCCCCAAACCACCCUCCUGCGGCCCGCCAGGGACCCCAAAACCAAGAUCUCGCCCCUCGACGACACCGGCGCCCUGCGCCGCAGGCUGAUGCGGAAGCUGAAGAAGAAGAAGCAGCUUCUGGCGGCGCUGGACAGCAUGAUGGGGAAGGAGGCGCUGGACUGCCUGCAGCGGCCGGACAGCACGGCGGUGGGCUCCCCCUACGCCGUCAGCUCCACCACCUCCCAGUGCAGCAGCGCCGGCUACGACGAGCUCCUCAACGACCUCCUCUCGCCCGCCACCACCGCCAGCAACCUGUCCCCCGACAGCACGGGGCUCCUGGAGAUGCUGGUCACCGCGCAGGAGGGCGUGGAGAACCCCCCCGCCGCCGUUGUCGCCACCGCCGCCGCGCGGCCGGGGGGAGGGGGGACGGCGGACUGGGCCGUCCCCGCGGCGACGGGAAACGACCUCGCGUCCGCCAAAGACGACUUCCUGGACGAGCUGAUGUCCGGCACAGGGUUUCAGACCAGCCACGCGGAGAACGUGGAUUUUAACAUGUUGGACAUGUUCUUUUAAUCAGCGAGAUCUGACAUCGUUUCGCUGGCCUGUGGAGCUCAGGAGCUGGACUUGGUACACUGAGCCAUGCGGACACAAAAAGACUGCUCCUUCAGUUCAUGUUGACGUUUGAACUUUUUUUUUGUUUGUUUGUGUGUCCUGAGUUUGAUAUUCUUUUGUAAAGAAAAGGGUGCUGACAAUAAUUAACGUGUUGUUUGUACAAAAUGAACUACUGUAUAAUUAUUGUCGAAGUGAGUUUAUAUGGUUGUCUGCUGACACGCAGACUGUGUGUGUUCACUGGCCCAGGACCAGAACGCUAAUUUAGAUUCUUAGUCUCAAUAAAUAAAUUAAAUUUUGUUCAGCUGUGACCUCA